Nicotiana tabacum (common tobacco) is the source of this 640-nucleotide messenger RNA. The record is from RefSeq and is a predicted model, not a curated record. Lineage: Eukaryota; Viridiplantae; Streptophyta; Magnoliopsida; Solanales; Solanaceae.
UUCUAGUUUAUACUUUAUUCUAAAGAUGCCUCCUUGGGCAUGAGAUUACCUUAGUUACCUAAAGAGAGAGUGAAUCAGUAAUUGACUUUUAUUAUUGUCGGCGUCUUUGUGUCCCCUUUUAAUGUUAAAUAUAUAUUUAACGUUUAAUUAUUUGCCAUAUCAUUGUGCAAAUCAAUUAGCAAUUCUUCUGCACAUUUAUUUUUGUCAAAAUCUCCAGAUUUCAGUUCCUGGCCUUAAAACAGUUGCUUGUUCAGUUUAAUCAAAGUGCAGACACUAUAUGGGAAAAGACGUUGAAGAACAGCUAAGCCUAAACGAAGAUUCCAAGGAUGGUGAGGUUAUAGAAUCUUUGUUACCCCCUAUACCAAGAUCACCAAUUAAUAGCAGACCAAAUAGCAUGGUGGUUAAGAAAGCAAAUACUGUAAUUCCAGCCCAUUUGGUGGCAGAAGCUAUAUCAACACUCCAUGGCCUUGAUUUAAGAUGGUCAGGGCCAAUAACACCAAGUGAAAUGCAAUAUGUUCAACAGUAUGUUUUGGCCAAGUACCCUGAAUAUUGCAAUGGACUUGUGGAAGAAGGAGACAAAAUUGAUCUUUAUACGCUUUGUCUGACCGAUGAAUCAUCCGCUAAUGGGAAAGAAAAAUCC